CACAGAAGAAAUAAGGAAUUUCCUAAAUGUUUACUGUAAAGAGAGGACUGAAGCAGGGUUCAUUCCCAUAGAAGAUCCGUCGAUGUCUGCCUUUUAUGAUGCCCUCUGCACUGGAAUGGAUUGGACUGAAGUUUCCAAUGACGUAGACGAUGAUUUGGGUCCACCAAAUGGCACGGAGCAAGAGUCGGAGUCUGAACCUGAGGCUGAGAAUGGAAGAAGGGCUUCAACUUCUAGGCCUAGACGACGUGAUAUGGCAGUUCAGAGGCAGAGAGUACCAAGGAUGACAUUGAGUGAUUUGAGCGGUGUCUUCCAUUUGACUAUUAGUGCUGCAGCGGUCAAACUGGACGUAGGUGACUCUACCGUGAAGAGUAUCUGCCGCAGAGGAAAAUUGAAAAGAUGGCCCCAAAGAAAGGUGCAAAGCCUUGCCAAGAAGGUCAGAGUACUCGAAAGAGCAUUGAAUUCGCCAGAUCCAGGGGUGAAGCGAAGAACUCUAGAUGAAAUCCGAAGACUUCAGCAAGAAAUAAUUGAGAAUUGUGGUGGAAUUACCCCAACCGGAAUACCGAUGCUCCAAUUCGAUGAAGAAUGAUGGAGAGAGGAGACUAUAAUAUAAACUAUGUUAUUCGAAUUAAGUUUUCCUUUAUUUCGUACGAACGUCUACAUUGUUGCUUUGUGGCGGGUUAUUAGAUUUCUUUUGAUCAUUUUGUU
Molecule: messenger RNA, 705 nt
Organism: Glycine soja
Lineage: Eukaryota; Viridiplantae; Streptophyta; Magnoliopsida; Fabales; Fabaceae
Product: protein NLP3-like
Exons: 4
Coding region: 83-586 (167 amino acids)
Molecular function (GO): DNA-binding transcription factor activity
Source: RefSeq, a predicted model, not a curated record